AUGAGGCUAAUAAAUAAAUCGAAAUUAAUUAAAAUAAUAAUAAAACGUGUUAAUGAGACACAUCAUUCUCUUGUUGAAUGCAUGAAUUGCUUUGCUGCUAAUAUUGAUGUUUAGAUCUCAUACAUAGAUGCCCCCUUGAUCAACAUACAUUGGUGUAGUGAUACAGUCUUGGCACUCACAUCCAAAGGAUCUGUAUAUAGAAGUGAUGAUCGCGGUAGACAAUGGAUUAAAAUGUCAGAGAUAUUUCAUAGAAAAGCACUCAUAUAACUUGAAGAUUCAGAUGAGAGAAUCGGAAUUGUAAAUAAUUUGGUUGCAAGUCCUGUUGAUAAAUAAUUAGUAUUAUUUACAGGAACAGAUCAAAUAGCUUGGAUUUCCCUUGAUUGUGGUAAAACAAUAACAGCUGUUAAUGCUGGAAAAUAGUUGCGAGAAUAUUAAUUCCAUCCACUUGAAAAAGAUUGGAUUAUUGCUUCAGCUUGGAAAUAAUGUGGAUCAGAUGAGUUGUUAGCAGGAACGCCUUGUGUUUCUUAUAAGGAACUUCUCUUGAGUUAAGACACUGGAAUUACAUGGCAUUCAAUUGCGACUUAUGUAAAUCAAUUUACUUGGGGGUAUCAAAAACAAAGAAAUGGCUAAAUAUACUCCUAAGGAACGAAUUCUAGCAUCAUUCGAACCAUAAGGCAAAGGACAUCAAUCUAUAAUGAUGACUUUUUCCAAACUAGAACUCUGAGUGUUCCGGCAGGUUCUAGAUUUAUGCUCACUGAGUCUUUCUUAUUUGUUGCUAAAGUCACAUCCUAAGCAACAUAAGAAGUCAGUCUAUAUGUCAGUGGCACUGAAUUAGGAUAGUAUAAAUAUAGUGUAAUUGAUGCAGAUUCAAAACUAUUAGAACAUUCCUAUAGCAUAUUAGAUACGUCAGAAAAUCAAGUGUUUAUGGUUGUCAAUCAUCUCAAACCAUCUUCCCCUUUGGGAGUUAUUUAUAUUAGUGAUUCUACUGGUACUAGAUACUCUAGAUCUUUGGAGAAUGUGUCAAGAUUAGAAAACAGUGCUGAGUUUUACAGAGUGUAAGGAUUGGAAGGCAUUUAUUUAGCUAACGUUUAUGCUGAAGAUCAAGCUAAGAUUUACACCAAUUAAGUAUUUGAAUCUAUGGAAGAAGGUUUUUAUGCUUAACAAAAUGGAUUCAAAGAUGAAGAUCUUAAAAAAUACAAACAAACCAGGAUUACUUUCGAUAAAGGAGGAUAAUGGGUCCCUUUGAAGCCUCCAACAGUUGAUGCUGAUGGAAAACCAAUCAAUUGCAAUAAGUGCUAAUUACAUUUGCAUCUUAGUUAAGCAUUUUAUUAAUUCGCACCUAUUUACACUGAAACCAAUUCCAUAGGUAUUAUUGUCGCAACAGGUUCUAUUGGAAAGUACUUAAGUUAUAGAUAGGAUUAAGUUAAUACUUAUCUGAGUAGAGAUGGAGGGUUGACUUGGAUUGAAAUCAAAAAAGGAUCAUAUAUAUAUGAAAUUAGUAAUCAUGGAGGAUUGAUUGUUAUGGCUAGAGAUCAAGAAACUACUAAUCAGAUUGUCUAUUCUUGGAAUGGUGGUAUGGAAUGGACUCCAUUCAAUAUUUUGGAUUAGAAGGCAGAAAUUUAAAAUAUCAUCACUGAACCUUAAAAUAAAGGAUCUAGAUUUAUUGCUUAUGGAGCUAUUUAAUUAGAAUCCAAUGGUAUCAGAACUGAGUAGGGUUUAUUGGCAACUAUUGAUCUGGAUGAAUUACAUCAAAGAAAUUGUAUUGGAUAAGACAAAGCAGGUGAAAUUGGAAGUGAUUAUGAAUUGUGGACACCUUCUGGCCUUGUCAAUCCAGAGUGUCUGUUUGGUAAAAAGGUUACUUAUAUGAGAAAAAGAAGAGAAGCUGCUUGUUACAAUCCAGAAUAAUUGGAAAGAAUUAUGAGUGUUACUCCAUGUUAAUGCUCUUAAGAAGAUUAUGAAUGCGAUCUAGGAUUUGUUAUGACUAAUUAAUAAUGUACUCCAAUCAAUGGUACUUUAAAUAUUGAUCCACCUGCUGAAUGUGAUGGAUAUUAUACGGUGUCUAGUGGAUAUAGAAAGAUUGCAGGAGAUAUUUGUGAAGGGGGUGUUGAGCAUAUUUCAAUGAGAUUCACUUGUCCCAAUAAUAAGAAUUGGAUAUUUGAUUGGUUGGUCAUCGGUGGAAUAUUAUUUGGAUUAUAUUGGCUUUACAAUAAUCAAGAGAAGGUGAAGGAAUAUUUUGCCAGAACGGAAAUGCGUGAAAUCCCAUAGUCCAAAUAAGAGAUGUUGAUCCAAUAGAUUUAACAAAGACAACCAAAAUAAUAAUAAUAAUAAUAACAAUAACAAUAACAAUAUUAGCCAAUUGAUUUAGAAUAGAAUGAAUAAUAAGAUUAAAAGUUUGAUGAAGAUUUGAUUGAAAGAGAUGAUGAUGUAUAAAUAUAAGAUGAAACAGCUCAUGAGUUGAUUUGA
Molecule: messenger RNA, 2463 nt
Organism: Paramecium tetraurelia
Lineage: Eukaryota; Ciliophora; Oligohymenophorea; Peniculida; Parameciidae
Exons: 4
Biological process (GO): post-Golgi vesicle-mediated transport
Cellular component (GO): membrane; Golgi apparatus
Molecular function (GO): protein binding
Source: RefSeq, a predicted model, not a curated record